AUGAAAAUAGCAGGUGUCUUUGUGCUCCUUUCCCUGGCUCUGUUCUGCAUGUUCUCAGGCGUCUUCAGUCAAGGAGGACAGGACGAAAGAGGCUGGAUCACCAGAUCAGAGGCCCGGAGGCCAGGGAGAGGCGGAACGCCAGGGAGAGGUGGCUUAAGGAACCGUCUCUUUCAAAUCAACUGUGACGAGUUUCGUGAUCCUAAAAUCUUCUGCACUCGGGAGUCGAACCCUCACUGUGGCUCUGAUGGGCAGACCUACGGCAAUAAAUGUGCCUUCUGUAAGGCAAUGGCGAAAAGCAACGGGAAGAUCAACCUGAAGCAUCACGGGUCGUGCUGA
Molecule: messenger RNA, 336 nt
Organism: Perognathus longimembris pacificus (Pacific pocket mouse)
Lineage: Eukaryota; Metazoa; Chordata; Mammalia; Rodentia; Heteromyidae
Product: serine protease inhibitor Kazal-type 6-like
Exons: 5
Coding region: 1-336 (111 amino acids)
Molecular function (GO): protein binding
Source: RefSeq, a predicted model, not a curated record